Tyto alba (common barn owl) is the source of this 3645-nucleotide messenger RNA. It is a transcript of the gene VASN, whose product is annotated as vasorin. Bases 811 to 2988 code for a protein of 725 amino acids. Gene Ontology annotation, cellular component: plasma membrane. The transcript is spliced from 2 exons. Gene Ontology annotation, molecular function: protein binding. The record is from RefSeq and is a predicted model, not a curated record. Lineage: Eukaryota; Metazoa; Chordata; Aves; Strigiformes; Tytonidae.
CGCAGCCCCCCGUGCAGGGCUGGGGCCCCCUGCGAGCUGCAAGGGAAAGGGGGGGGUGGUGUGGUGUGUGUGUUUGCCUGGAAGGAUGGAACAGCCUGGAGAAGGGAGGAGGAGGAGGUGGUGGAGGCUGGUGGGGCAGGAUGCUGGCAGCACCCCCACCUCUAGCAGCAUGGUGGGGUUUGCCUCUUCCCUGCCGGGGGGGGACCCCCCCCCAGCUACCCCCGUGUGCUCCUGAGAUGGGGUGGCAGGAGGCAGUGGGUCCCGGGCCCAGCCUGUGCUAAUUAGGAGUGUCAUUAAAAGGGCUGAUAAAGGGGGUUGAGAGAGGAGCCCGCCCCGUGGGGAACAGCCAGCUGCACCCAUGGGGGGCUGGGGUGGGGGUGGCUACAGCCUCACUCACCCCGAGAGCAUCCUCCCUGCUGUCCCAUCCCCAAGGGAUGAGGACGCAGCCCAGGGUGCUGUGCUGAGUCCCCGGGGUGGCAGCAGGGAGGGGAACAGCAAGGUGACCCGUGGCCCCCAGGGGACAGGAGCCAGCUCGGGGCUGAGUAACAAGCCUUGGGAUGCAGCCGGCUCUGAAGGGCACAGGGGGGACCCACGGGGCAGGGGGGGCCCCCAGCUUCUUCAGCCCCACAGCCUGUGCCACCCCUGGGUGCCCCUAUCCCCGUGGGGGGUUGCUGGCACCGGCGAUCCAGCAGACCUCGUGGGUGCAGCUGCCGGGACGGUGCCACAAGCAAAGGGUUAAGCCGAGCUCAGUGUUAGGAAGGCUGGCCAGGCUCCCACCCCCUCGAGCGGUGCCUCUGCUCCGCAUCCCCCAUGUUUGAUUUGCACCCUGCAGAGAGCAGCCGGGAGGUAGGGGCCCUUGCCCUGCCGCGUUCCGGGGUCUCGCUGCUCCACGGUACCAAGAGGCCAGGCCAGAGCCGGUGGGACGUGUCUUACGGUAGAGCCUGGGGUACGCAAAGAGCUGACACCAUGAACCAGCUGAUCCUUUGCACGCUGCUCCUCUCGGCCCUCGGGGAGCUGGCUGGGGCAUGUCCCGCGGGCUGCCAGUGCCAAGACCCCAAGACCAUCCUGUGCGCGGCCAGACGGGGCCAGACCGUGCCCCGGGGGCUGCCCCCCAACACCCUCUCCCUCUACGUCUUUGAGAACGGCAUCACGAUGCUCAGCGAGGACAGCUUUGCGGGCCUGCCCGCCCUCCAGCUCCUGGACCUCUCACAAAACAAAAUCACCAGCAUCCAGAAAAACAUCUUCCAGCCCCUGACGGAGCUCGUCAACUUGGACCUGUCCUCCAACCAGCUGCAGGAGAUCACCAACGAGACCUUCCAUGGGCUGCGGCUGCUGGAGCGGCUCUACCUGCAGAAGAACAGGAUCCAGCACAUCCAUGCUGCUGCCUUCGACACGCUGGAGAACCUGCUGGAGCUGAAGCUGCAGAACAACCAGCUCUGGGCUGUGCCCACCCUCGACCUGCCCAACCUCCUGCUGCUGGACAUCAGCUGGAACAAGAUCCCCACCAUUGCGCCAGGGGCCUUCCACGCCAUCAACAUCGAGUCCCUGAAGAUCGCGGGGUUGGGCCUGACGAGCUUAAAUGAGGAGCUCUUCCAGGCCCAGAACAACCUCCACGAGCUGGACGUCUCCGACAACCUGCUGGAGCGUGUCCCGGCGGUGCUGCGGCGGCUGGGGAGCCUCACCAAGCUCAGCCUGGCUGGCAACGCCCGCAUCUCCCAGCUGCCGGCCGAGGACUUCCACAACCUUCACAACCUCCAGGAGCUGGACAUCAGCAACCUCAACAUCAACACCAUCCCUCGGGAUUUCUCCGGCUUCUUCCCCAGGCUGCGGGCCGUGACGGCCGCUGGCAACCCCUUCAACUGCAUCUGCCAGAUGAGCUGGCUGGUGCAGUGGGUCAACGCCAGCAACGUGCUCCUCCGGCGGCCCGAGGAGACGCGCUGCCACUUCCCCCCUAAAAACUCCGGCAAGCUCCUCCACCACCUGCAGUACGCCGACUUCGGCUGCCCCACCACCACCACCACCACCCCCCCGCCCACCACGCCGCGCACCACCACGCCGCCGCCGCCCGCGCCGCUCCCCACCAGCAGCCGCCCGGCGCCGCCGCCCAGCACCGCCGCUCCCACCCCGGCGGCCGGGGCCCCCCAGGGCAGCUCCACGCCGGUGCCCUUCAGCGGCCCCCCGGCCCCCACCAGCCCCCCGCCCCCCAUCUGCCCCCCGCGCACGUGUCUGAACGGGGGCACUUGCCACCUGGGUGCCCAAAACCACCUGGAGUGCCUGUGCCCGCUGGGCUUCGCCGGGGCGUACUGCGAGGUGGAGGCGAGGGGGACGACGCCGGCCCCGGCCACGCCGGCCCCACCGCCCGGGCGGCGGAUCAGCAUCGCGCAGGUCAGCAGCACCUCCCUCAAAGUGGACUUGCAGAACUACGUCCAAUCCAAAGCUCAGCUGAAGGGCAUCCGCUUGAGCUACCGAAAUCUCUCCGGGCCGGACAAGCGGCCGGUGAUGCUGCGUUUGCCGGCUUCGCUCGCCGAGUACACGGUGCGGGCGCUGAAGCCCAACUGCACCUACCGCGUCUGCAUCGGGCCCUUGGGGGAGAAGGUCUCCAAGGAGGAGCACUGCGCCGAGGCGCAGACCUUGCCGGUGAGCCACCAGCAGCACUCCCCCGUCACCCAGAGCAAGGACAGCAACCUCGCCCUGAUGAUCGUCCCCGCGCUGGCCGCCGCGCUGCUGCUGGCGGUGGUGGUGACCGCCGGCACGUACUACCGCCGGCACCGCCGGGCGAAGGCACACGCCGGCGCCGGGGCGGACGCCAGCCCGCUGGAGCUGGAAGGGGUGAAAGCCUGCCUGGAAAACGGGGAUUUGAGCAGCCACGGCCGCAAGGUGCCGGAGGCGGCGAUGCUUUCCGGCGGCUCCGAGUGCGAGGUCCCGCUCAUGCAGUCGCACUACCCCAGCAACAACAACACCCCGGGGCUCAAACCCUCCUAUUUCUGAGCCAGGAGGGACGGGGCAGCCCCGGACAGACGAGGGUUGAAUUCCAACAGCGGCGCCCGGCCGAGUCCCUCCGGGGUGAGGAACGGCGAGGAGUUAAGGCAGAAAAACUCCAAACCCAUAAUGUGCAAUUUCCGAGAGGCUGCCACGCUUUGGGAGGAGACACUAAUUUUACCACUCGGUGCCUUGAUUUCCAUGACUCUACGUAGAACGUGGGUAGCAAAAGAGAGGGGGUUUGGGUUUUUAAUUUGGGGCUCGGGUGGGGUUUUUUUAGCUACUGCUAAAAAGCAACCUGCCGGUGACUCGGCUAAGGGACGUCCACGUGCUGGUAACAGGGGUCCUUUAGCGGAGCACGGCCCGUGACUCUCAACUCCCUGGAAGCUGAUGUGAGCAAUUAAGGCCCGGCCGAGGUGCUGGGACCCUCGGGACCCCCGGGCCAAAGGAAGUGCCGAGCAGGCAAACCGGGAAUUGAAGCUUUAAGAACUCGGAGAGAAUAUUUAUACAUGGUUAUUUCCCAUUUCUUCUGGGAAAAUAUUUUUUUUUUUUUUUUUUUUUUUUUUUUUUGCUGGUACAGGUUUGUGUACAUCUCUUUUGUAAGGCGGACCAGAAGGGUGUCUUUUUGUAACAAAAAAAAAAAAAAAAAAAAAAUUAUAAUUAAAA